AUGCGAGAAAACUUCCUGCAACUUAAUAGCUCCAAAACAGAAGCUAUUUUAGUUGGCACACCAAACCAGGUCCAGUCAUCCCCCAUAACCCACAUUACCUUUUCUGGCCAAAACAUACCCCUCUCCACAGCAGUUACCAACCUGGGUGUAAGAUUUGACAGACAUCUGACUUUUGACACCCACAUCAAACACCUGUGCAAAACCUCCUUCUACCACCUCAGGAACAUUGCUAAACUCCGUUCCACACUCUCCCUGUCAGAUGCAGAACAACUGGUCCAUGCCUUCGUCUCCUCAAGGCUCGAUUACUGCAACGCUCUCCUCAUCGGGACUCCUAGCGGGAGCCUUCAGAAGCUCCAAUAUGUACAGAACAGUGCCGCUAGGAUCCAGAUGAGGAAGAAGCUAAUUUCUCAUUUGGCAGUUACAUUAAUUCAUGAGAGUGAUCCAAACCGGUUUAAAGAAAACUCAACUUUACGGGCAAACAACACAAAACUCAGCUUCGACAUCCAGAAUCUGGCGGACCAGUUGGGCAACCUGACACAAGCCUAUAAUGUCUCAGAGAGCAACAACAAAAACCUGUCUGCAGGAGUCGAGGAGCUGAACAAACGAAACCAGGAGCUGGAGACCAAGAAUAACAACUUGACACAGCAAAUACAAAACCUGACAACAAACUGGAAUGAGCUCAACGUCAGUCGAGCUCAGUGGAGCAUCAAUUCCUACUGCAGACAACCUGGCAAGACCAACUGUCAAGCUUGUCAGAAAGGCUGGUUACACACUGAGCCCAGCUGCUAUGCGUAUCAAAACCCUCGUUCUCGUGGAUGGAAAACCUGGGAAGAAGCUAGAGAAAACUGCAGUGGAAAGAAUUCAUAUUUGGCUGUUGCACAUGAUUUUAAGGAAAAGGAAGCAAUCAAGAAAGAAAGCUUUGGAUCUAAUGGAUUCUGGAUUGGUCUGAGAGUUGUAAAUAAGAAAUGGGAGUGGGUGGAUGGAAGUAAUCUGACUGAUAGCUCCUGGAUAGAUCCUCCUGAUCCUGUUGACGGUCACUGUGCAGUGUUGUUCAAGAAAAAAGACACAUGGUCAUCAAGGAGAUGUAAUGCAACACAACAAUGGAUCUGCCAGAAGAAGGCUCUGUCUGUUUAAACAAAGCAGUCAUACUAAGAAAGUUACUGGAAACUCUUUGAAACAAAUAUGAAUUACUUGUGAAUAAAAACAAAUUCCAAACAAAAAAAUAAAAAUAAAAAAACGAUAAAAAACAGUAAUUCCAGAAUCGUUUCACAAACUCGAUACAAACAAUAAAACACAAAAGUUAACUCAUAAUGUGGAUUAUUUUAAAAUCGAUGUACUUUUAAUUUGACUUAAUUUCUAUGGAGCUUGCUAAAUUAAUGCAAAUAUUUCUUUCUUUAAAAUGUUUAUGGUGUUUUUAUCAGAUAUGGAUGGUUAAAAUAGUUAUACUGUUUUGUGUGAAUAAUGUUAUUCUAUUGUGUUAGAGAUGCAAUGCUUAAACUCUGCAGAUUAUUGCAAAGAUUAUGGACCAUUUUUAUUUGAUUGCUUCUCCCGGCCAGCAGAGGGCGCUGCAUCACUUGUUCUCAAUACAAUGUUCCAGAGUCUGUUUAAUAACUAUUUUUCAAGAUUCAAAGGUUUAUUGUCAUGACAUUUAGAAACUAUGGUGUAAUUAUGUAAUGUAUAAAACAAAUUGAUCGCAGGUUCCUUAACAGUGCAAUUAACAAGACAUAAGAAAUACAUAUAAAAAACAACAAUAAAAAUAAAAAUAGUGCAA
Molecule: messenger RNA, 1771 nt
Organism: Trematomus bernacchii (emerald rockcod)
Lineage: Eukaryota; Metazoa; Chordata; Actinopteri; Perciformes; Nototheniidae
Product: C-type lectin domain family 10 member A-like
Exons: 5
Coding region: 1-1134 (377 amino acids)
Source: RefSeq, a predicted model, not a curated record